Magnusiomyces paraingens is the source of this 3411-nucleotide messenger RNA. RefSeq lists its product as uncharacterized. Lineage: Eukaryota; Fungi; Ascomycota; Dipodascomycetes; Dipodascales; Dipodascaceae. The transcript has a single exon. The record is from RefSeq and is a predicted model, not a curated record. Gene Ontology annotation, molecular function: zinc ion binding; sequence-specific DNA binding. Gene Ontology annotation, biological process: regulation of DNA-templated transcription. The coding region runs from base 1 to 3411 and encodes 1136 amino acids.
AUGCAGACCCAGACUGCUGCUGCUGCUGCCGCUACUACUGCUGCUGCUGCUGUUGAAAAUUUCCAUUCCACAGACUCGUUUCUAUCGCUGGCCUUUUUGGAUCUCCAGCAAGAUUCUCUUGAUCACAUAACCUCCCAGCACUUUAAUGACUCGGAACAAAGCUUUAACAAUAACAAUAAUAAUAAUCUCAUUUUUUCCCGUUCAAACUCAAGUCUUUUCGAAAUACUUCCAAGUGACUUUAUAGAUUCUACUUCUACGGCUAAUACUAAUACUAAUACUAAUACCACCACUAAUACCACUAUCGACCCUUUAAACAACUAUACUACUAAUGCUUUGCCACAACCUUGUGCUGCUACUUCUCCUCCAUUACUUAUUACCUUGAACCAACAACAACAACAACAACAACAACAACAACAACAACAACAACAACAACAUACAAACAAACAAAAUCAACAAACAUUAUUAAAUCCCUUUACAGCACUCUGUACUCCACCACUGGGCGCAGAACGCACAGUCCUCGAUGAAAGUCAUGUCGUUUUUUUGCUUUCACCCUCAGGUACCAUUAAGUGCGUUUCAUCUACUUGCGAAGCACUUUUGGGCCGCGCAUCUGUCAACCAUACAGGCUCCUUUUUCCAGUACCUUUAUCAUGAUGACGUGCCAAACUUUGCUGCAAAUAUGACUUCUGCAGCUACCACUGGAUCUCGCUUCUCUACCAGCAUUUAUCUUAAACAUGGAAUCCAUGAUGCUUAUGUUCCGCUCACUGCUACUGCUUUUGCUUACUAUGACGAUACUCUGGAGCACGCGGAAAAUCUAAUUCAAACAGUGGACUUUAUGUACCAACACUACAAACCUGACCCUCAGACUUUACUAACAACUCAGUGCUCGGGCUUGAUUGUAGUUUGCAAACCUGUACUUUUACCGAAUUUUUCUAGUCAAAAGAAGACAAUAAUGAAUAAUGACGAAAAUAAUAAUAAUAAUAAUAACAAAGUAGGAAAAGUUGAAGAAACAAGUCUGACUGUAGCUGCAACUGCUCCAGACCAUAAUUCUAUACAACCUGCUGUUCAACAGACUUUGGUCUUGCCUCAUGAACAACAGCCCAUCAUUAUCGAUCGAUUGCAGCAACAAGCAUCUCAAGAUUUAAAAUGUCCAAAUGAAAAUCUUUGGCAUCGUCGGAAACCAAAAGAACUUGGUGUUGAUACAUCACUCGCAAUGCCUCCUUCUAUUACUCUCUUUGACCACCACCAACAACAACAGCAACAACAACAUCAUCAACAACAUCAUCAUCAUCAUCAACAACAACAACAACAAGCCUUGGCAUCGGUCUCGGCUCCUCCUCCUCCUCCUCCUCCUCCUCCUCUUUCUUGUACUGCUACAACUGUUGCAGUUCCAUCAGGCCCUGUCUCCAAGCCUGCUAGCAUGUCCACCUCGUCACUGUUACUCCAACCUGGUGUAUCGGCUCCUCCUUCAGUGCUUUCGGAUCCUUCAUCGGGACCCCUCUCUGCACCACUUUCUGCAUUUUCUCCUGCUCCUCCUUCUACUCUGCCUUCUUCUGCAACAACUACAAUUCCUCCACCUUCAGCUUUUGCUAGCUGUUAUUCAUUCCCAGAAGUUCCAGCUAGUGCAUCACUUUUCUCACCUUCAGGUUCGCCUUGUACUAAUAACUCUUUUGGCUUUUUCGAUGAUGCUGGAACUGCAAACCAAGCAAGUAUCUGUGGACUAACAUCUGUUUCACUUGAUGACUUGACAUUUGGAGGGCUUGGAGCACCUGCAAUGCCUGUCCAUACUGUCUCUGCAACUCCUCCUCUUUUAUCAACUUCUCUUUCAUCAUCAUCUUCUUCCUCACCUGCUCUGAUAACUCCUGAGUCGCAUGUUGUUAAUUCAGAUGGGUCCAAGGUUCCUAUAAAUGGACUGGCUGUUUCUUUUGAAAGUCCCAAUCUAAUUACUAACUCUGUUAUGCCUCCAACUUCUGUUCCUAAUCCUCCUUCUGCACAACCGUCAUCAUCAUCUUCUUCUUCUUCUACAGUCACUACUACUACUACGACUACUACUGGUGCUGGUGCUGGUGCUGUUAAUAUUAUGGCUUGUCAUUCAUCUCCAACCCCAGCAAUGUUCUCUCCCGCAGGUCCAGCCAUUAUCCCGAUGGGUCCUCCUUUACAUUUCCAUCCUCAACAACAACAACAACAACAUCGCAUUUUUCAAUCUACUGUUUCAGCUACAACUGCUCCGCCAACUCCUAGUGGAUCUUCAUCUUUCCCAGUCAUGCCGUCACCUACGUUUCUCCAAAAAACUGGUUCUGCUGCUGCUCCUCCUCAAGCUCAAUUCAUUUCUAACUCUCCUUAUGCUCUAAUUAGAAAUACUACUUCUUCACCUCAACAUCAAUCACGACCUCCCCUUGGCCCUGCUCCUGCUAUCAUUGGUCUUAUGCCCGGUGCACCUUCCGGUGCCAUUGGUCUUGGUAUUUCAAACCCUGGAGCUCCAGGUCCAAUGCCUCCUGGACCUUAUUUCUUGACAGGUCCUCCUCAACCUCAUGUCUCUGGUCUUGUGGUGGGUAAUUCUCCUCAGCCACAACAACAACAACAACAACAACAACAUCCUCCUCAUCCUCCUCCUCCUCCUCCUCCUCCUUCUCACAUUCAUGCUCCCCAACCUUUCUUGCCACCACACGCUCAGCUGUCGGUAACCUUGGGACCUUCGUCAUACGGGCUCGCGGGCGGGCCCAGUUUACAGUCUCCACGUCUUGCACGUCGACGAGCCGGAGGUCCAGAAUAUAAGCUUGUGACUGGAGGUGUUGGUACUGGUCGCCGCCAUAGUUCUAGUGCUGGUAAUCAAAGUACAUGUUCAUCAUCGUCUUCAUCAUCUAGAAGAGCAAGUGCUAAUAACCAAGGCCAUGUGUGCAGUGAGUGUCAUGUGGAAGAGUCGCCUGAAUGGCGUAAGGGUCCCAAGGGUCCCAAAACUUUGUGUAAUGCUUGUGGUUUACGAUGGGCCAAAAAGUCACGCAAGGAGAAUAUGAAGAAUAUUGCCAACUCGGCAGCAGCAGCGACAGCGACGGCAGCUUCUGCUACUACUUCUGCUACUGCUUCUGCUACUGCUUCUGUUUCUUCGACAUUGUCGUCAUCAGUUAUGAAUACAAGUUCUUCUACACGAACAAGUUCUAGGCCAUCGUCGCCUGGGUCUAGCGAUGCUACGUUUGGCGCAGGUUCAGCCAAGUCACGACGUGGAAGUGGCCAGGCUCUUAAAGUACGAUCUGCUUUGGCAUCAGUAUCGAAGCCAACAUUGAUGGGAUCAUCUCAGAUUCCAUUAUCUGGCCAGUUGGUUGAGCUUGUUGGUGUUGCUGGGUGCGGGCUUUCCAGUGGCAUUUCAGUUGUAGCUCCUUCAUCAUCAUCAUCUUCUUCUUCUUCUUCUUCUAAUUGA